This is a messenger RNA of Dromaius novaehollandiae (emu), 2475 nucleotides long. RefSeq names its product protein phosphatase 4 catalytic subunit (gene PPP4C). Gene Ontology annotation, cellular component: nucleus; cytoplasm. The coding region runs from base 90 to 1013 and encodes 307 amino acids. Gene Ontology annotation, biological process: double-strand break repair via homologous recombination. NCBI's taxonomy places the organism in Eukaryota, Metazoa, Chordata, Aves, Casuariiformes, Dromaiidae. The record is from RefSeq and is a predicted model, not a curated record. Gene Ontology annotation, molecular function: protein serine/threonine phosphatase activity. The transcript has 9 exons.
UGGGGGGGGGAACCUGGGCACUUCCGCUUCCGCCGGGGCCGCGGCCCGGAAGUGACGCGCGGCGGCGGGGGACGGUCGCGGCCGGGGCCAUGGGGGAGCCGAGCGACCUGGACCGGCAGAUCGAGCAGCUGCGCCGCUGCGAGCUCAUCAAGGAGAGCGAGGUGAAGGCCCUCUGCGCCAAAGCCAGGGAGAUUCUGGUGGAGGAGAGCAACGUCCAGCGGGUCGACUCGCCCGUGACGGUGUGCGGCGACAUCCACGGGCAGUUUUAUGACCUCAAGGAGCUUUUCCGGGUGGGGGGCGACGUCCCCGAGACCAACUACCUGUUCAUGGGCGACUUCGUGGACCGGGGCUUCUACAGCGUCGAGACCUUCCUGCUGCUCCUCGCCCUCAAGGUGCGCUACCCCGACCGCAUCACGCUGAUCCGGGGCAACCACGAGAGCCGGCAGAUCACGCAGGUGUACGGCUUCUACGACGAGUGUCUGCGCAAGUACGGCUCCGUCACCGUCUGGCGCUACUGCACCGAGAUCUUCGACUACCUCAGCCUCUCCGCCAUCAUCGACGGCAAGAUCUUCUGCGUGCACGGGGGCCUCUCGCCCUCCAUCCAGACGCUGGACCAGAUCCGCACCAUCGACCGCAAGCAGGAGGUGCCCCACGACGGCCCCAUGUGCGACCUGCUCUGGUCCGACCCCGAAGACACCACGGGCUGGGGCGUGUCCCCGCGGGGCGCCGGGUACCUCUUCGGCAGCGACGUGGUGGCCCAGUUCAACGCGGCCAACGACAUCGACAUGAUCUGCCGCGCCCACCAGCUCGUCAUGGAGGGCUACAAGUGGCACUUCGGCGAGACCGUCCUCACCGUCUGGUCGGCCCCCAACUACUGCUACCGGUGCGGCAACGUGGCGGCCAUCUUGGAGCUGGACGAGCACCUGCAGAAGGAGUUCAUCAUCUUCGAGGCGGCGCCGCAGGAGACCCGGGGCAUCCCCUCCAAGAAGCCCGUGGCCGACUACUUCCUGUGAGCCGCCCGCCCACGCGUGACGCCCGCCCACGCGUGACGCCCGCCCACCCGUGGCCCGGUGGCACCCACACGCGUGGCCUGACGGCGCCCCGGCUCGUGGCCUGCCACCGCGUUGCCCCACGGAGGCACCUGGGUCCUCCCUGGGGUGUGGGGACACGCGUGGGCCGGGCCACAUCAGCCUCGGACACGCGUGGCGCGUGCCACGUCACCCGGGGACACGCGUGGGCCAUGCUGUGUUGCCUGGGGACACGCAUGGCACGUGCCAUGUUGCCCUGGGACACGCGUGGGCCGGGCCACGUCGCCCUGUGACACGUGUGGCCCGUGCUGGGUUGCUCAGGGGACACGUGUGGCCCUCUCAUGUCUCCCGGGGACACGUGUGGCCCCUCCUGUGUUGCCUCAGGACACACGUGUCCCCUCCCAUGUCGCUCUGGGGACACGUGUGGCCCUCUGAAAUGGCCCAGGGACACGUGUGUCCCCUCCCGUGUUGCCCAGGGACACGUGUGACCCUCUCAUGUCGCCUGGGGAUGCGUGUGUCCCCUCCCAUGUCACCCUGGGGACACGUGUGGCCCAUGCCGUGUCACCCAGGGACACGUAUGACCCUUUCCUGUAGCCUGGGGACACACGUGUCCCCUCCCGUGUCACUCUGGGACACACGUGUCCCUUCCUGUGUCAUCCCCCAGGGUCACACGUGUCCUGUCCCGUGUUGCCUGGGGAUGUGUGUCCCCUCCCGUGUCGCCCAGGGACACAUGUGUCCCCUCCCAUGUCACCCAGGGACACGCGUGUCUCCUCCUGUGUCGCCUGGGGACAUGCGUGUCCCCUCCCGUGUUGCUCUGGGUCACGCGUGUCCCAUCCCAUGUUGCUUGGGGGACACGUGUCCCCUCCCAUGUCACUUGGGGACACGCGUUACCCUCUCAUAUUGCCUGAGGACACGCGUGUCCCCUCCCAUGUCGUCCCCCGGGGUCACGCGUGUCCCCUCCCGUGUCCCCCGGGGUCACGCGUGUCCCCUCCAUGUCACUUGGGGACACAUGUGACCCUCCCGUGUCCCCCGGGGUCACACGUGUCCCCUCCAUGUCACUUGGGGACACAUGUGACCCUCCCGUGUCCCCUGGGGUCACACGUGUCCCCUCCAUGUCACUUGGGGACACAUGUGACCCUCCCGUGUCCCCCGGGGUCACGCGUGUCCCCUCCAUGUCACUUGGGGACACAUGUGACCCUCCCGUGUCCCCCGGGGUCACGCGUGUCCCCUCCCGUGUCGUCCCCCGGGGGACCCGCGUGAGCCCCCUCCCCCCCCGGCGCGCGUUUUGGGGUGAAACCGGGGGGUUUUGGGGUUCCGUACGUUUUUGUUUUCCGGACGCUCUUUCUGCUCCUUUUAGAUAAAAAAAAAAAAAAGAAAAAAAGAGGGAAAAAAAAACCGCAAAAAUCCGCAAAAUUGUAAUAAAAACAGCAAAAAAAAAGCACAGAAA